AUGGAGAAGGGCCCGGGGCGAGCGGCGCCGGCGAAGCCGCGGGACUCGGGGUGCAGCAAUGGGUGCCUGGAGGGGGAGCCGCGGCGCGGGCCGCCCGGCCGCCCGGCCGAGAAGUCGCCGCGUGCCGAGACCAAGAGCGCCCAGCCGACGGACGGCUGGAAGGGCGACCGGCCCCGCAGCGAGGAGGACAACGAGCUGCACCUCCCCAACCUGGCCGCCGCCUACUCGUCCAUCCUGCGCUCGCUGGGCGAAGACCCCCAGCGGCAGGGGCUGCUCAAGACGCCGUGGCGGGCGGCCACGGCCAUGCAGUUCUUCACCAAGGGCUACCAGGAGACCAUCUCAGAUGUUCUAAACGAUGCUAUAUUUGAUGAAGAUCACGAUGAGAUGGUGAUUGUGAAGGACAUAGAUAUGUUUUCCAUGUGUGAACAUCAUCUAGUUCCAUUUAUUGGAAAGGUCCACAUCGGUUACCUUCCCAACAAGCAAGUCCUUGGCCUCAGCAAACUUGCGAGGAUUGUAGAAAUCUAUAGUAGAAGAUUACAAGUUCAAGAGCGCCUUACAAAGCAGAUUGCCGUAGCAAUCACGGAAGCCCUGCGGCCUGCUGGAGUCGGGGUCGUGGUUGAAGCAACACACAUGUGUAUGGUGAUGCGAGGGGUGCAGAAAAUGAACAGCAAGACUGUGACCAGCACGAUGUUGGGCGUGUUCCGGGAAGACCCCAAGACGCGGGAGGAGUUUCUCACCCUCAUCAGGAGCUGA
Molecule: messenger RNA, 753 nt
Organism: Pipistrellus nathusii (Nathusius's pipistrelle)
Lineage: Eukaryota; Metazoa; Chordata; Mammalia; Chiroptera; Vespertilionidae
Source: the annotation of a GenBank genome assembly